CUGAGUCGCUUGGGAAUUUUGCAUUAAAACUGGAUUUAAUUAGUGAAUUAGUUGAUAGUGGACAUCGCGUAAAAUUUAUAGAUAAUGCAAUGAACUCUGUGCCAAAUCGCGAUUUUAUGGAGGUGCAUCCGCUGCAUCAACACCAGCCGCAUUGCAAGCAGCAGUGCUUUGUGUUCACAGAGAUCGCAGAUAUCGAGCUGCCAGCUGAGAUAACCAAGUUUGGCGGCGGUAGUGAGAAAUUGCGUUGCUCAAAUGGUGGCAUUCCAGCCUACAACUGCAAGAAAGACAGUUGCAGCGAGUCUUCUGCCGAGCGCCCAGGACGUUCACGUGGGCGCAAAAUUAUUAUUGGCGUAUGCCUGGUUUUAGUAUGUAUUGCUAUGGCAGGCGGAAUCCCUUUGGCACUGCAGUUGCGUGCUUCAUCGCUGCUGGAGGCUCGAUUGGCAUUCAUUAGACGCUUGCUGACAGAGUCGCCGCUUAUUGAGGGUUCUUGGAAGCCGCCAAGUGAUAUAAAGCUGAACAGUAGUGGCAUGGCAGAAAUACGCCAAAAUCACAUUGGCGCCGUGCUCUGGCCGAUUACGGUGAAUUGUGGCGCGCAGUUUUUGGAUGCAGUGCAGCUGGCACUCGAAGGCAUCGACCAGGCCAAGCGUAUUACAGCUGCUACCACAUCGAUGCACAUUGUCGAGUCGGCUGAUGAGAUGGAACAAGCACACAUUAGAGGCGAGGUCGCUGUACUUAUGGGCAUUGGCGGCGGUCAUGCACUGGGCACCAGUCUAGCCGUACUUCGCUCCAUCUAUUUGCUGGGUGCUCGUUUCGUCUCUGUGACUAGCUUGGAAUGCACCACACCUUGGGCUGCUGCUGCCAUACGUAGACGUGAAUAUCUGGUGGAGGAAAAUGUAACCAAUUCACUCAAUGAUUUUGGCAAGACUAUGCUGUUUGAGAUGAAUCGCUUGGGCAUGUUGGUGGAGAUUUCACAGCUCAGUGAAUCGGCAAUGGUUAUUGCCUUACGCACAGCCAAGGCGCCUGUAUUGCUCAUGAAUGCUGCACCGCUAUCCCUAUGCAACAGUUCAAAUGUAGCCUCAAUUCCAGAUCAUGUACUCAGUUUGUUGCCUGAAAAUGGUGGGGUUAUCUUGCUGAACUUGGAACGCUGUGGUGAACGUCAGAUCAGUGUACGUGAGGCUAUACUGGCGAUCAACUAUGUAAGAAAGGUUGCGGGUGUGGAUCAUAUUGGCCUGGGUGGGGCUCCAAAAAGCUAUGCGCUUUUACUGGCUGAGUUGGCGCGCGAUCGUGUGUGGGGCAACGCAGCUAUAAAGAAACUGGUUGGUGGAAAUGUCAUGAGAAUUUUACGUGAAAUUGAGGCUUUAAAGAAUCGAUUGCCUUUAUAUGAAGAAUGGAUUCCACACGAAGCGAUUGAAAGUAAUUCAUAUUGCCGUUAUCCAGAGACCUAAGAUGUUCUUCCUUAAGUUUGUUGUGUUAUUUUAGUGCUUUCAUCAUUCUUGAUGUAUAUUCUACGCAAUUUUCUG
Molecule: messenger RNA, 1520 nt
Organism: Drosophila busckii
Lineage: Eukaryota; Metazoa; Arthropoda; Insecta; Diptera; Drosophilidae
Product: dipeptidase 3
Exons: 2
Coding region: 90-1445 (451 amino acids)
Biological process (GO): proteolysis
Molecular function (GO): metallodipeptidase activity
Source: RefSeq, a predicted model, not a curated record